AUCCAAACACCCUUGAAGAACCCUGCAAAUCACCUGGGAGCUGGGGGGAAGUCCUGAUAAGUCGAACAGCCUUGAAGAACCCUGCAAAUCACCUGGGAGCUGGGGGGAAGUCCUGAUAAGUCGAAGAUUGCGUUCUUGCAUGUCAGAUUGCAUCUUGGAACGGAGGUGAAAGCACGCAUACGAUAACAAAUGCGAUCAGGAAGCAAAGUUCGUAGGCGUCAAGCAACCUGGAAUCCUAUAAGAUGUUGCAGAGAGAACAGAGAAACACCACCUGCAUCCAAUUGAAGCAUUGCUAGCUUCCAGUAUACUUGUCCGUCCCCCUAGCCACCACGCUGUCCAUGAUGUCCUCCACCUCAGCUGAGGCCGCCACCGUCUCCGGCGACGCUGCACCGCACGUUGUCGCUGACUUCGCCGGCAUGGCUCAGCUCCUCAGCGACGGCACGUUCGUCCGUCACACGGACGCCGCCAGCGCCCUCCCUCCCGCGUCCUCCCCGUCCACCUCGUCCGCCCAGUGGAAGGACGUCGCGUACGAUCCAGACCACGACCUCAAGCUCCGCAUGUACAGGCCGGACAGUGCUGACGACGAGGCCGCCUCCGAGAAGCUCCCGGUGCUCGUCUACUUCCACGGCGGUGGGUUCUGCGUCGGCAGCUUCAGCUUGCCCAACACCCACGUGUCGUGCCUCCGCCUCGCCGGCGAGCUCCCGGCCAUCGUCCUGUCGGCCGACUACCGCCUCGCGCCCGAGAACCGCCUCCCCGCCGCUCACGACGACGCGCGGACCCUCGUGUCGUGGAUGCGCAACCAGGCCGCGUCACCCGCGGACGCUGAUCCCUGGCUCGCCGAGUCGGCCGACUUCGGCCGGGUGUUCGUCACCGGCGACUCGGCCGGCGGGAACAUCGCGCACCACGUCGCCGUCGCCGUCGGGUCAGGCAUGCUCGGCGUCAGCCCGGCGCGCGUCGCCGGGUACGUGCUGUUCUGGCCGUUCUUUGCCGGCGUCGAGAGGACGGCUUCAGAGGCGGAGUACCCGCCGGGCCCGUUCCUGACGCUGACGGUGUCCGACCAGUUCCUCCGCCUGUCCCUGCCGUCGGAAGGGGACACGAGAGACCACCCGGCGGUGAACCCGUUCGGGCCGGACAGCCCCCCGCUGGGCGGCGUCGCGCUCCCGCCGACGCUCGUCGUGGCCGCCGGGCGCGACCUGCUGCGCGACCGCGUGGCGGGCUACGCCGCGCGGCUGAGGGCGAUGGGGAAGCCGGUGGAGCUCGUCGAGUUCCAAGGAGAGCAUCACGGGUUCUUCAUCGUGGAGCCGUGGGGCGACGCCGGGGACGAGCUGAUCCGAGUGGUCAGGCGGUUUGUCUACGGCAGCACAUCGUGCAAUUAGAUCGUGAUGAAGCCUUGUUCAGUUGUUCGUCAAUCGUCAUGUUUGUGCUUUUCUUGGGAGAAUUUGGUGUGCUCUGUUUCUUCUCAUUUUUUAAAAAAAAUGAAAAUGUUCCUACCUCUGCAAAAAAGCACACAACGUUCCGGUUUUACAAACUCGCAGCUGUGCUGCUUAUGAAGGGGAAACGAGCACAUAAGAAUCAAGAAAUAAAACAAGAA
This is a messenger RNA of Setaria italica (foxtail millet), 1591 nucleotides long. RefSeq names its product probable carboxylesterase 15. The coding region runs from base 339 to 1376 and encodes 345 amino acids. The transcript has a single exon. The record is from RefSeq and is a predicted model, not a curated record. NCBI's taxonomy places the organism in Eukaryota, Viridiplantae, Streptophyta, Magnoliopsida, Poales, Poaceae. Gene Ontology annotation, molecular function: hydrolase activity.